Molecule: messenger RNA, 1687 nt
Organism: Colletes gigas
Lineage: Eukaryota; Metazoa; Arthropoda; Insecta; Hymenoptera; Colletidae
Product: RAB6A-GEF complex partner protein 2
Exons: 7
Coding region: 225-1370 (381 amino acids)
Biological process (GO): retrograde transport, endosome to Golgi
Cellular component (GO): Ric1-Rgp1 guanyl-nucleotide exchange factor complex; Golgi membrane
Source: RefSeq, a predicted model, not a curated record
AGUAUCAUCGCAAACUCCUCUGUUUCACAUCUUUAUAAUAAAUCGAAUAUUGAAAAUGAUGUCUUUAAGGAUGUUUUUUUAAAGAUGGCUUAUGGUGUUGUGAUUCUCGAUUUAUCUAUAGUAUGUGUUACAAGUGCCACACUGGCCCGAUCUAAUAAAACUACAGCUGCUAACAUCAGCUGACGUUUGCACAGGAACUGAGAAACGUCAUUUUAAAAAUAAUCAUGAUUGAGAUAAUGGCGAAGUUAGUCAGAGGGCCUGUAUAUUUUACUGGAGAAGUUAUAGAAUGUUUAGUCACGUUCAGUAAUCCGCCAAAUCCAAUUCAUCAAAUAUCUCAGAGCCACAGCGAUAUAUUUGAGAGUCUUGCAUGGGCCAGCGCGCAAGUUCAUUGUCAAUGUUCCACGAAUAUGAAACUCGUGUUAUCGGAAAAAUUAAAUACCACUGCUCGAUUGGCAGCUAUUAACGCAAAUACAACAUUUGCCCCGUGGCAACAAGACAAUGGUCAUGUUGUAAUGAAUACAAAACCCAAAAUUUUGUUCUGCGACUUGAGGUUAUCACCCGGCGAAAGUAAAACAUAUAUCUAUCGGGAAAUAAUUCCAAACGACGCCCCUCCAUCGUACAGAGGACACGCAAUAAAGUAUUCUUAUAAAAUUACAAUCGGAACACAACGAGUAAAUACGGCUAUUAAGUUACUCCGAGUUCCAUUCAGAGUGCUUUCUUUAAGCGAACUGCCUGAAAUAACUACUUGCAACGAUAGCAUCGAUUUAAGUCCGAACAAUCCAUUCAUGGAAACCCAACACAGAGAUACUCCAUUAGACGUUGCGUUACAAACUCUCCAGAAUUUAACGGCCAGACGCAGUCCGAAUUUUUACAAUAUUACCAACGGACGGGGGCGCGUCGUAAGGUUCUGCCUUUUUAAAAAUUCUUAUAAACUCGGCGAAGAUAUAGUUGGAACGUUCGAUUUUUCAAACGCUACCGUAUCGUGCGCUCAAGUAUCGGUUGCGUUGCAAUCGGAAGAACAUAUCUCAGAGGAGUACAGACGAGGAAAAGCCGCAAAUCUGACAUUAGUCAGUUAUAAUAAACAUCACGAGAUGUGUAUGGGUUUAAAAUACUCUCAUUUAGUGUUACCCAUACCCUUGCACGUAACUCCAGAUUUUACCACCGAUUUGAUGACACUAAAGUGGAGAUUGCAUUUUGAAUUUGUCACCACUUGUAAGCUGAUAGAAAUGCCCAAUGCAAGUACCAACAGCUGGCAAGGACCAUCAACUUUGGACGUCGAGACAAUGAUUUGGGAUUUACCUGUGCACAUUCAUCCGACAACCACACCACCUAAUACUGCACAACAAACGAAGUAUAGUAUAUUGAUAUAGCAAAUUGAGAAGUAUUAUUGUCAUGGUGCAAGAAAUUCUUAAAGACUUGCUACCUUUCGUCGAUGACUGUUCAAUACAUAAAUCUAAACGAAAUAUUCUAUUUCACGUGUACAAAUUUGUCGGGAUAAAUUAUAUUUUGACAAAAGUCUGUAUGACAUUUUGAUACGUCAGAUAAUAUGUAAGUAGUACUGUAAUGAGAAUCUCGAGAACGUAGAAAGAAGUCUCUGCUAGUUUGAAUUGCUGGGUUACGCAUAUAACUGCGUGUUGUUUCUGCCAAUAUAGGGAAUCUUGUUUUGUUUGUAAAAAAUUAGCAUUCU